UGAACCCACCAUUUUCACUGCCACGAUCGAGACUUGCCCUAUGCCCAGGGUAUGAUGAUGGUGCCGUAAUUUUUUUGGGACCUUCACAGGAUGCGUCUCAUCGGUCCCUUGAGGCUACAGUGAAUUCAGAGACUUUUGGGCGCAAACCAGUACCCUCGUUGCCCAUAACCCCAUAAAAAGGCAGCGGGAUGCGCAGCAACGUCUGCUGUCUGUCCCCGUCCUGUUCAAUUAAUACAGAUGCCUGCACGCAUAAUAUCCAGGGAAGAGUACCUGCUACUCGCCAAGGUCGCAGAGGAGGCGGAGCGUUAUGAAGACCUCGUAGCGCAGAUCAAAGGCUUGACGCAGACGUACGGAGCAUUGACCAUCGAGGAGAGGAACCUCCUCUCCGUCGCGUACAAAAACAUCACAAAUUCACUUCGUAGCAGUUGGAGAGUGGUCGAUUCCAUGGAAAAGCUCGAGUCAUCUAGACCCUCUGCACAGUCAAAGCACCAGGUCUCCUUGAUCCGUCGCCAGCGUGUUCGCAUUGAGAAGGAACUUACAGAUGCCUGCAAAGACAUCGUAAAAUUGCUGAACGAUAGUCUUUUGGCCACAGCCAAAGCUGGGGAAGAGACUGUGUUCUAUUAUAAGCUGAAGGGUGAUUACUAUCGAUACCUCGCCGAAUUCGUGCAGCAACAAGAACGCAGUCGGUACUCGGAUUUGUCACUUGCUGCAUACAAAUUCGCGUACAAACAUGCACUUGCCAUGCUGGAGCCGACACAUCCAACAAGAUUGGGGUUGGCUCUGAAUUUUGCCGUUUACUACCACGACGUGCGGAAGAGUCCAGAGAGAGCAUGUCACCUCGGCAAACAUGCAUUUGACGAAGCGGUCGCAUGUCUAGAUGAUUCGUCAUCGAUGCAAGUCAUGCGUGAUUCGAUGAUGAUCCUUCAGCUCCUGAGAGACGAUCUUGUAAUAUGGUCCAGUGAGAUGCAAAGAGAUGGCGUUAGCAAGUGACCCUACGCUGUAAUUGUUCUUUUCCUUUUCUAUAGUGUCUAGUCUAGUCUCCCGUCAUGGAACCCUAUUU
Molecule: messenger RNA, 1060 nt
Organism: Suillus fuscotomentosus
Lineage: Eukaryota; Fungi; Basidiomycota; Agaricomycetes; Boletales; Suillaceae
Product: 14-3-3 domain-containing protein
Exons: 5
Coding region: 238-990 (250 amino acids)
Biological process (GO): signal transduction
Cellular component (GO): cytoplasm
Source: RefSeq, a predicted model, not a curated record